Molecule: messenger RNA, 1137 nt
Organism: Periconia digitata
Lineage: Eukaryota; Fungi; Ascomycota; Dothideomycetes; Pleosporales; Periconiaceae
Source: the annotation of a GenBank genome assembly
CUCGCCAGCCCACUGCCUGUUUCAUGCCCCCAAGAGCCCGAGGGUGGCGUCUGGAUGUGCCCCCGGAAGAUAUAACGCCGCAGUGACCACGCAUCCCACGUCCAGACCAGAUGAUAGAUGCUUUUGUCGCGAGUCGAGACAUUCACUCACCUUGCUUCUGACUCGGCCUCCUGAUCCGCCUCGCCUCACAUCCCCCAUCCAUCCACGCCCCCGUGCCAGACGCUCUUCUUAUAUGUGCUGUAGCCGCCGCAUCAUUCCCCAGACAUUCUGACUCUCCCAUUCUCCGGUUCCCAUCCACCGAAGCCAUUCCACCUCUACACACACACUGCAGACUGCCUAACCCGCCGUCCGCCUCAUCCACCCGAAUAUUUAUCGUCACUCCCGCGGCCCGCCCACUUGAACGUGGAUCCUCGUCACUAGUACCACACUUCAGUCGACUACUCACUCACCCCCGGAACCGGAUCCGAUCCGUCAUCUCGUCAUAUUCCCACUUCUCGGCCGCUCUUCGCAUCGGCAAACCUACUAGCUGCGCUAACAGCCCUGACGUACGGCCACGCGAAAUUCGACGCUUGCAUUAUCGGCCAAAGCUCAUCUUCAUCCCCACUAGUGUUGGGCUCUCGCAAACAAAUAAACACUCAGGCGCCCUCUAUAUAACCAAACCCGGCUCCACAUUUUCACUCCCAUCAUCCAAAGAUGCAUUUCGAAUCCUCACCAUCAUCCUCGCCUUCCAAAUCGAUUCCAAUCUCCAUCGGCAACAUGUCUUCACCCACUGGAUCCCUCUACAGCAACUACUCCUCCAGCUCUUCCUCUUCAUCGUCCAACAACGGCUCUACCUGUGCCUAUCCCUCCUGGCCUACUGGUAGCUCGCUCGGGUACCGCAGCCCACCCAGUUCCUUCAUCAGCGACGCCGACCUCUUUGGUGACGACUUGGAUGACCUUCUCGAAGCACCAGCUCCUCCACGACAGCCGACCAUGUCUCAGGCACUUCCUUUCUUGCCACCAAUGUACGCCACUGCGAAGCCCAAGAAGUCCCAGCAGCCUCAGCAGCAACGAAGGCGCAGCAGUGGCCGCAAGCAACGCCGCUCCUCCAAGCCCAUGACUCCCAUUUCCGAGUCACCCGAGGCGCACCGCGAAUAG